This is a messenger RNA of Theobroma cacao (cacao), 1075 nucleotides long. The record is from RefSeq and is a predicted model, not a curated record. NCBI's taxonomy places the organism in Eukaryota, Viridiplantae, Streptophyta, Magnoliopsida, Malvales, Malvaceae.
UAAAAAUACAAAUAGGAAACCCAAAUCCUACUCCAAGUAGAGGAUUUAAAGUAUAAAACAAUGGACCAGCAAUGUUUUCUUUCACUUUCUCAAUCUAAAUUUCUACUCUACCUUUCAUCCCAAGGUACCAAUGGCGCUCUGCAAUUCAAGCCAUCACUACAGGAUUUACGUUUCUGCACAGCCAAACAAUGUUUACAAAGAUGAUCAAUCUUUGGGAUUUCCUCUGAUCACGUUCAAGUGCAACAUCAAGAUGAGUUACAUAUCAGAUCAACGGGACAAAUCCAUUCAAAUCCAUAUUCAAGGCCACGAUUCUUGGCACGAAUUUGAGCAUAAUCCAGCCAAUGAGCUGACAAGGGAUUUUAUAUCUAAUAUGCUUGCCAACACCAGGAUAAUCCCAUUCUCGUUGAGAAAUUUGCAUUGGAAAAAACGGGUUUAUGACAAAGAAUCUGUCCCCUUAAUGUCAACAGAUGGUGUUAUAACCUCCAUGUUGGAUGUUUGUCAUAACAUGGUCCGUGAAUCAAGACGCCAGAAAAUGUUUCUACUUGUGUUUAUCAAGAAAGAAGUGAUUGUGCCCCACGCUGAAUAUCUGGCAAUGCUCAAGGCGAAGCAAGCAGAAGAAAUUCUUCACCAGGUUGAAGAUAUGGUUCGGUUGCAGGCUCAAGGCUGGAGCUUCCAACAAGCAGAUUGGGAAAACAUGGGUAACGUUAUAAGACAAGCGGGACUCGGUAAUUCGAUAAGGAACGCUUUGGAUUUAGCCAGGGAACGUGCUAUAUGGGAGUCGAGUGAACAACAAGUGGUUAGGUUGGUGCCUGCAGCAGCAACAUCGGUUCAAGUCUUGAAAAAGGUGACCUGUGGUUCAGAAGAGAAGUGUUCAGUGUGUUUGGAGGAGAUGUUAACUGGUUCUCAAGUUACUCAGAUGCCUUGCUCCCACGUGUUCCAUGGAGAUUGCAUUGUUCAGUGGUUGAAGACAAGUCAUAUGUGUCCGGUGUGCCGGUUCAAGUUGCCAACAACAUAGUUUGUUUUUUUCUCUUCUGAAUGUUUAAAAUUUGUUUCUAUAUUGACAUUAGAAGGUAUC